Messenger RNA from Osmerus eperlanus (European smelt), 5316 nucleotides. It is a transcript of the gene myom3, whose product is annotated as myomesin 3. Gene Ontology annotation, molecular function: protein binding. The transcript is spliced from 35 exons. Lineage: Eukaryota; Metazoa; Chordata; Actinopteri; Osmeriformes; Osmeridae. The record is from RefSeq and is a predicted model, not a curated record. Bases 268 to 4317 code for a protein of 1349 amino acids.
GGAGGGGGAGAGAGAGAGAGGGAGGCAUCUUCUGUGUUCACACACACAGAGAGAGAAAGAGAGAGAGAAGUUAGACAGAUAGACAAAGGCACAGUAGACUGAAGGUGAUAUAGGUGAACUAAUUAGAUAGCAACCAAGGUUGUGAGACAGGCAGGCAGAGACAGGCAGACAGACAGCCUACGAAGAUCAUCCUUCCUUUCGUUGACCUGCGAGGCCGUGGACUAAGACUCUUUCUUCACAGACAAACGUACCGGGUAGGAGGUCACCAUGACAACCAGGACAGUGAUGCAGCGGGUGCAGGAAGAGCAGUCCUCCCAGAUGUCCCACAGUAUGCAGCUGUCCUCCCAGAAGAAGAAGAAGACCUUCACUUCCAGUGACGAGGAGGCCUCCUAUGCUGACUACUAUCCCAUAAUCCCCGGCGACCUGAUGUCCGUCAAAGAGAUCCUGAACAUCGGGAAGUUCCCCUGCAACAGAACAUGGGAGGUUCUGCGAGAGACCCUGGCAGAAGAUGGACAGCAUCACAGGGACAAGUGGACCCUGUUUGGGAACGAGGCAGAGAAGGUGGAGGUGGAAGUCAUCAGGAACCAGCAGCAAGUACGCAAGAGAGUGGACCGCCAAGCGCUCCGCAGACAGGCAGAGCAGAAGGCAUCUCUCCACCUGCAGUUCCUGGAGGACCUGAGCCAGAAGGCUCCAGCCUUCUCAGUCCCCCUGAGGGCUCACUCUGUCUGGGAAGGCAUGGGGGUCACCCUGUCCUGCACCCUGCAGGGCCACCCCGCCCCCUGCCUCACCUGGUAUAAGGAUGGAGAGCUCCUGAGUGCGUACGGGCAGCCAUGGAACCACAAGCUGCUGCAGAAGUUUGGAUUGAACUCCCUGGAGAUCAGGAGAUGUUCUGCAGAGGAUGCUGGGGAGUACAAGGUGGUGGCCAGGAGCAUUCUGGGAGAAGCUACCACCUUCGCUACCCUGGUGGUCAACUCCCACCAGGCAGUGGAGGCAGGACUGCAGCGCUCCAGGACUCCUGGCAAGUCUCACUGUCGUCGAAUGAAAAAUCUCUUUUUUCAUUUCCUCUUCCUAGUUUUGAAGUUUCCUUUUCCUCUUCCAGAUGCUUCUUCAGUGGUCCCCGGGGGACCAGGUGCCCCUCUCUGCCUCCAGGUGUCAGACGUCAACAGGGACUACAUGUUCCUCACCUGGCAGCCUCCCAGCGCCGAGGGCUCCAGCCCGGUGGAGGGAUACUUCAUUGAGAGGUGUGUGGUGGGCUUGGGCCAGUGGAGCAGGUGUAACUCUCAGGUCCAAAAGUUGUGCUGCUAUCCUGUGAUUGGUCUACAGGACAGCACUAUCUACCAGUUCAGAGUGUGUGCUGUCAACCAAUCAGGUGUGGGCCGCGCCUCCAAGCCCAGUGAACCAGUCAUCACCACCGACCCCCUCGAACCCUCGAGGACCAUGGUGGUGAAGGUAGACAGAGGGAGGGAGAUCACCAUCACCAAGGACCAGUUAGAAGGUCAGGUGCGUGUGCCCCUCCCUCCCACAGGUGUGUAUGCCUGUGAUGUCAGCGACACUUACCUGGUGCUGAGCUGGGCGGAGCCAGAUCCACGCGGACGAGAGACACUCACCUACUAUGUGGAGAGAUCGUUGGCAGGCAGGAGCAGUUGGCAGCUGACCAGUCUAGAUCAGAUUGUGUCGUCUCCCAGGUUUCCUGUCUUUGACCUGCAGAGGGGCGUGGCCUACGAGUUCCGCGUGCGUUCAGUCAACAAGUACGGCGUGAGCGAUCCCUCCACCGCCAGCCCCCCCCUCACCCUGGGGGACGCCCUGGCUCCCCCUGCCCCACCCCAUGGCAUCCAGGCUGUCAGAGACUCUGAUUUGUCCGUGCUGCUGCAGUGGGAGGAGCCUGCCAAGAUAGAAGGCAUUCUGGGAUACUACCUGUACUACAGCGAGGCAGGGAGGGCGGAGUGGCGCACAGUCAACAACAAGCCACUCACCAGCACCAGGUUCACGGUGCACGGGUUGAAGGCCCAAAAGGAGUACGUGUUCCGGGUCAAGUCGGUCAGCCGAGCAGGAACCAGCCGAUACUCCGACGAGUCCCCUCCCAUCCUGGUGAAGUCGGCCGUCUACGUCCCUGGCCCCCCCUCGGCCAUCGCCCUGGUAGUGUGCCGCGCCUCAGAGAUGGUGCUGAGCUGGCGGGCCCCCGCCUGCAGCGGAGGAUCCCCUGUGGGGGGGUACUACCUGGACCAGAGGGAUCAGGAGCAGCAGCCCUGGAAGGAGGUGAACACCAGGCCUGCCAGGGAGAGGCAGUACACGGUGUGUAACCUGAGUGAGGGCGUGAGCUACCAGUUCCGUGUGUUUGCUUCCAACGUGGUGGGUGUCGGCCAGGCCUCCCUCCCCAGCCCCGCCUUCCUGUGUGAGGACUGGAGCAUGGAGGAGCCAGGUCCUCCCUAUGAAUUGGAGAUCAGGGAGGUGAGGAAUGAUUCGCUGGUGCUGUUGUGGGUGGAGCCUCUCUACGGCGGACAGAGCCCAAUCAAAGGCUACCUGCUGGAGAUCAGUGAGGGCAGCCAAUCAGAGACCUGGACCCCUGUAAAUCAGGAAGCAACUCCAGACACCUUUUUCAAGGUGUCAGGUCUGAAGACUGGCCACACCUACCGCCUACGAGUGUUAGCUGUCAAUCAGGGUGGAGUGGGCUGGCCCUCCCUGCCCAGUGAACCAAUCACAGCACAGACUUCUCCAGACACCAGAGAUGUGGAGGUGGGCGUGGACAGUGACGGCUUCCUCUUCCUGUCCUGGGAGGGGGCGGAGCCUGGCCAGCUGGUGUGGAGGAGGAGCUACAGGGAAGAGGUGGAGGCCGGCAGGGCCAGGGUGGAAACCAGGAACAACAGGUGUGUCCUCACCUUCCUGGAGGCGUCAGAGCAGGACCUGGGUCUGUACACCCUGGAGAGCAGCGACCCCACCACAUCCUCCAGCUACACCUUCACUGCAGAGGAUCUGGAGAGACUGACUGAGCUGAGCUGGAACAUCAGAAACCCACUGAUUGGCCUGCGUAGUGGCUGGCAGGUGGAGGUGGGGGAGAAGGGGGGUGUGCGUCUCUGGAUGCAGACGGAGAGUCUGACCAGCGCAGCAGAACUCUGCCUCAUCCUCAACGACAGAGAGAUCUCCAGCACCGCGGCCCGUAAGGUCACCCUGGACAGGGGGAGUGGGGUGGUGGAGGUGCUGCUGGAGCCGCUGGGUGAGCAGGACCAGGGCUCCUACACCGCUCAGCUCCGAGACGGCCGGGCCAGGAACCAGUUCACCCUGCUGCUGGUGGACCACAAGUUCCGUCAGACGCUGGCUCAGUCCCAGGCUAACAGACUGGACUACAAGAGAAAGUCAGGCCCGUACUUCCAGAAGUUUCUCUCCUGGCUCAUCACAGAGCAGUGUGAGCUCAUCAUCAGCUGCAGGGUGACGAACGCCAACAGAGACACAGUUGUGAGGUGGUUUAAGGAUGGAGUUGAGAUCUCCAGCGCUUUGUAUGAGCCAUCAUCUGGAGACAGCUCUCUUACCAUACCCCAGGUGACCAAAAAGGAGGCAGGUACCUUCAGGGCCGUGGUGUCUGACAGCAGAGGACAGGAUGUGAGCACCCUGGAGAUGCUGGAAGACGAGUACGACAAGCUUCUCCAAUACCUGAGUAAACAGUGUGCACUGUCGGCCAGUCCCCUGAGGGUUCAGUGCACUGCUGAAGGCUUCAAGCUGUACUGCUCUCUCAGAUACUACCUCAGCUGCAUGAAGACCAGCUGGAGCCUCCAGGAGAAGCGUAUUGACCAGGAUCCCAGAGCCAAGCCAGGCAGCAGCAUGCAGAAACUGUGGCUCCAGAUCCUGGCUCCCACUGAGAGCGACAAGGGAAAGUACACUCUGGAGAUGUCUGAUGGGCAGGAGACACACAAGCGCUCGCUCGACCUCUCCGGGCAAGUGUUUGCAGACGCGUUGCUGGAGUUCCAGAGGCUGAAGCAAGUGGCAGUGGCAGAGAAGAAUUGCGCCAGAGUGACAAAAGGCCUUCCAGAUGUUGUUGCCAUCAUGGAAAAUAAGUCUCUGUGCCUCACCUGUUUCGCUGACGGGGACCCCGCCCCGGAGAUGUUCUGGCUGAGGAACGACCGGGAGAUUGUGUCGGGGGGUCAGUUCUCCGUCACCAAGGAGCCCAAGUCCAGCACCCUCACUGUCAACAACGUGACAAGUCAGGACUCCGGGAGAUACAGCAUCUUUGUCCGCAACCAGCACGGCUCCCAGACAGUGAACGUGACUGUGAGCGUUUACAAGCACGGGGAGAAGCCCCCCCCGGAUGCUGUGGAGAUGGAGUGAGAGGGAGAGAGAGAAGGGGAGAGAGAGAGGGAGAGGGAGGGAAGGAGGAAUGGAGGGAAAGGGAGAGGGAGGGAGAGAUGGAGAGAGAGAGAGAGAGAGAGAGGGAGUGAGGGAGAGAGAGAGCGAGAGAAGAGGGCCCAGGGGAUUAUCUGGACAGACAGGUGUUGGGAAGGUGGUUGGUCCAGUGUGAUGUGUUGAGGUUCUCGUGUGGAGGGCAGCCACUAGUUGAAGCAAAAAGAUGGUUAGUACCCGUGUGUGUGUGUGUGUGUGUGUGUUUACAGUUAGUACCUGUGCGUGUACCACAGUACAUAUGAGAAGAGAAAUAAUCAUUAUAAUGUAAGAAUGAGAAUCCUAAAUCACUUCACUUGACUACCAGAGAAAUAUUCUAAGAUGUUAAUUGAAAUAUAACAAUGGAUCCUAUCACGGCUGUCUAGAAACUCUAAUUAUGCGUGUAGACCGUCAUAGCUUGUAAGAGAAGGUUCCUGGACAGCUGGUAACAUGAACAGCCCAGCUCUGAUCUCAGAUAAGAAGAUACAGUAUUUCAGUAGAGAUGCCAUGUGAACAGUUAAAGACUGAACAAGAUAACACUUUAAUGAUCCUCACAAGAGGAAAUUAAGGAAGUAAAGGUUCCCUUCAUGUUUUUCUGUCAUUUAUGCAGUGACUGUAGCCACUUAGCUCACCCUGUAUCUGAAGCUGACCAGGCCAGCACUGCCAGUCUGUCACACGCUGCAGUCAUGGAGAGCAAACAUUUCACAGAUACCUGAAUCCAGAGCGUACAGGGGGGAUUUGAGCCUGCAACCUCUUGAUCUGUAGUCAUGCUCUCCCACUGAGCUGCUCCUGUUCUCCAGAACGUUCUCUCAGCUGUUCUCUCCUGGAUUCACUCCAACAAACAUGCAUGUGACUUUAUUAUAUUACACAACAUCCUAGAUCUUGCUGUGCAUCGAUGGUCAGUAUACCCAUCAAUCAAUACAGAUGUAAUAAAAAGGUAAAGAAAUUGAA